ACCACCGUCGCCGCCACCGUCGAGGAGCAGGAGGGUUGGAGAGGGGGAGUCAAUGAUGGUAACAACAAUGACGACAAUGACAACGACAACGAAGAGGGAGACGGUCGAGGGAAUCGGAGAUGUGGAGGGCAAUAUUCGGUUCGGCUACGAGUUAAUGCCAUCGAGUCGAGGAAGCAACUGGGACGGGAAAUGAAUAGUACAGUUCAAAAAAAUUAUUUCUGGCCAUUUUUGGGACAACUUGGCGAUUCACAAUUUUCUACAGCUGUUGGUAGUCAAGGAACCCAGGCAAGAAAGGGUUACUCCAACAAAGGGGUAUUGGAGGAGAUUAAAGGUGGGAAAUUAGAGCUUUUGGAAAAGAAGAAGCUCAAGAAUAAGGACGACUUGGGGAGCACAGAGUCAAGGUUAAUUCGACGCGUUGGGAGACUCAAAUCUAAGUUCCGGCAAGUCUACGGCAAUAUAUUGAGGAAAAACCUCAAUUUGCUUUCGUUAGCCGUGGGUCGAGGGAUUUAGGUGUCCAAAAAUCGCGAGACUUGGAUUCUUGCACCCCGGCAUCCCUAUGAGAUCCGAGCGCAGCGGGACGGUCGAGGAUCGCGGCAAGGGCAUUGCGCCCUAGGUAGUGGACUUCCUCGAAUAUAGUUGUAACCUUUUGUAUUUCAUCUUUUGUAGUUGAUGAAAUAGUUGUAUUGAAAGACAAGUUAUGUAAUUGAAAAUGAAUGUAAGA
Ananas comosus (pineapple) is the source of this 721-nucleotide messenger RNA. RefSeq lists its product as uncharacterized. NCBI's taxonomy places the organism in Eukaryota, Viridiplantae, Streptophyta, Magnoliopsida, Poales, Bromeliaceae. The transcript has 5 exons. The record is from RefSeq and is a predicted model, not a curated record. Bases 190 to 510 code for a protein of 106 amino acids.